This is a messenger RNA of Dicentrarchus labrax (European seabass), 4652 nucleotides long. RefSeq lists its product as uncharacterized. Gene Ontology annotation, molecular function: nucleic acid binding. The coding region runs from base 2835 to 3767 and encodes 310 amino acids. The record is from RefSeq and is a predicted model, not a curated record. NCBI's taxonomy places the organism in Eukaryota, Metazoa, Chordata, Actinopteri, Moronidae. The transcript has 2 exons.
UCUCAGGUCACAGAGGUCCUCUCCUCGACUCGUACCCUCCGCCGCAGCCACCACCAGCGUACCAAUACCCAGAUUCAUCAAACCAGCCCAUACCCACGCCACCGACUGCACCGCCACAGCCCCCAGCACACGCCAAUCUGGACACGGAAAGAGGAGCAGUGGGAGGGCGCGAUCUGACAGGCCCAGCUGACUCUACAAUGUCCAGCUUCUCUCCUCAUCACACCUACGCCACUGCUUCCUAAAUGGAUUACAACCCGCAAUUAAAGCAGCAGUAGAACACAGUUUCGUGGGACUUGAUGACGCCAGACUCACUGAAGUCAAGAGGCAUGCGGAACAUGCACAAAAGACUCGGAACCAGAACAAGGCCAGAGAAGGUGAUAAGAAGGACAGACAGCGCCACCAAGCACAGCUCACAAUGAUGCAAGCUGUGUCAGACUCAUACCAAAGUCAGAGGGGCCGUGGCAGAGGACGAGGAGGUCGCGGACAUGGACGUGGACGCGGACGCUCAGAUUGGGGAACAUACUCCACUGGAUGUUUUAUCUGUGGAAAAGAGGGACUGGGCAAAGGACUGUCCGGAUAACCAAGACAACUACGGCAGAACAAACAAAACUAAGGCUUACUCCGAUUGAGAGGCGGAUGGAGGGACACGGGGAGAGGAGACGAGCUGUGAUCCUGCCUGCACAUCAUUUAAGGGAAGUGAAACACUCACGCACAUGCAAUGAAGAAUUGUUUGCUGCACUAACCACACCUGCUACACACACACACACACACACACACACACACACACACACACACACACACACAGAGAUAGUGGAGCAGGCAAUUGCUCACUUAGAACAGCGCAUGCGAAAAACACCUCUAGCAAGUACAUAUGUAAAAUACAAUACAGAACCUUUCCUUCGUAUGCCCGAAACAAUGUUGACUAUAAAUGGGAAUCAUAUGAAGUUUUUAGUGGAUUCAGGGGCAACUUAUUAAGUCAUUCAGGAAAAGCACCUGACAAAUGCGAAAAUGAGUGGAAAUUUCAUCCACUCACAAGGGGCUACGGGGGCUAUUGUUAAAGAAAAAUUCACUGUGCCACUGCAAUGUUCAAACACAACUGAUGGAGAUACAGUCUCAACAAAACAUGGGUUUUUACUUUCCCCACUCUGCCCCAUAAAUUUGUUUGCCAGAGAUCUCAUGCUAACGCUGAACAUUAGUUUGGAGUCCACUCCUGGCGGUCUGAAAGUGGUGCGCAGACACCAUGCACUCUCCAUGGUCCAAUACAGUGCAAAAACCCCUCUGUAUGUGUAUCAGUGGAGAAUACCACACCCCAUUGCCACAAACCUGGUCAGACAAGCCAGAGAGUUAGUGUCCCGUCAUGCUGACUUUAUGAGAGCUGAAAGCAUACAUUGUACAGCCUAUGUCUCCGAGGGUCCAGACCAUGAUUUUGAGAAACAUUUUUAUUGUGAUUUAAAUGAUGUUUUGUGUACCUCCACCCUGUUUUGGUCAGAAACACGGAGCGCAGUAUCUGUGUCGCUGACUGACAGGCAAAUGAAGGAAUUUCAUGUUAAGUCUUCCAGCCCUCACACCUCGCUCUCCAAAGCCACAACAGACGAAUGGAAAGAUCUGGGGCUGUUUGUUAAAAAUGCCUUAACAUAACAGAUUGGGGCCCCACUGCGGACCCAUUAGUUAUGUACUCUGCCUGUUUUAACAUCUAUAAGAAACCAUUUCAUUGCACAACCAAUGCCCUGCGCUCAGUCUAUUUGUUGAGCGUUCCCAGAUCUCACUGCUCUUAAUCAUUUGUGUUCUGUCCAACUGAUGUGUCCCCCCGCAUUGGCGUCACUACCUGACACCUUGUGGGCGCAAUGAAAGUACGAUGUGGGGUUAAUAAAAACUGUGAACCAGUGAAAAUAACACCUAAGUCCACUUACCACCCAUGCAAACAACAAUAUCCACUAAAAAAGGAAGCAAUUGAGGGCAUAACUCCUGUAUUCAACUCUCUUUUGCAGGCUGGUGUUAUCAUUCCUUGCCCUGACUCCCCCGUACGCACCCCUAUUUUCCCUGUGAAAAAGAUAAGGGACAGGGGUCAGCCUACGGAGUGGCGCUUUGUGCAAGAUCUGAAGGCUGUGAAUGACGCUGUGAUACCACAUGCACCUAUUGUGCCUAAUCCAUACAUCUUGUUAGCGCAAAUACCUCCAGGGGCAAAGUGGUUUUCUGUUGUGGAUUUGUCCAAUGUUUUUUUCAGUGUUCCUGUGCACCCUGACAGUCAGUUCUGGUUUGCAUUCAACUUUGAAGGGAAAGCCUACACGUUCACUCGUUUAUGUCAGGGUUAUUGUAAAUCACCGUCCCUCUACAACCAAGCUUUGAGUGCCAGCCUUGACCCCCUAGUGUUGACCCCAGGUACUGCUUUGUUGCAGUAUGUUGAUGAUUUGCUCAUUGCUGCCCCAACCCAAGAGCAGUGCGAAAGAGACACACUUAAACUGCUCAGUCACCUCGCCACAGAGGGCCACAAAGUCAGCCUGAGUAAACUGCAAUAUGUGAAACAGGCAGUUACAUUUCUGGGCCAUGACAUUUCAGGAAAAGGAAAAACACUGUCUCCAAAACGCAUUGAAGCGAUAAGAACUUUACCCAAACCUGUAACAAAGAAACAAGUUAUGUCAUUUCUGGGAACAUGCUCGUACUGCCGUACAUUCAUUCCUAACUUUGCUCUUCUCGAAGCUCCCUAAGGUGCAUUGUACCACGGAAAAAAUCUCUCCUCGAGCGAUCACGUGACCUGGACACCACAGGCAGAUCAGGCGUUUCUCACACUGAAAGAGGAGCUGCAGCGCGCACCCACAUUGGGUCUCCCCGAUCCCAUGAAACCGUUCACUCAGGCCGUGGAUGAGAGGGAAGGUUGCAUGACGUCAGUGUUAAUGCAGCCUCAUGGUGAUCGACUCCGACCAAUAGCUUACUUUUCUGCCAAAUUGGACCCGGUUGCAGCAGGUUUUCCACGCUGCCUGCGUGCCGUGGCAGCGUGUGAAAAGGCCUUAAUGGCCUCAAGAGAUAUUGUGGGCUAUUCUGACGUCACCUUACUCGUUCCUCACACGGUUUCACUCAUCCUACUCGAGCAGAAAACAUCUCACUUAUCCACUGCCCGCUGGUUAAGAUACCAUACUGUGUUAUUGGACAUGCCGAAUGUUACUGUUAAACGAUGCACAGUUCUGAAUCCAGCCACACUCCUUCCUCUCCCUCAUGAGGGGGAGGAACACGAUUGCCUGGCUGAAUUACAAAUACAAUGCACACCACAUGUUGAUUUAUCUGAUGUUCCUUUGCAGAAUGCUGACAUGGUUCUCUAUGUUGAUGGCUCUGCCUCCAGGAACCCUGUUUCUGGCAAUAACUGUGUUGGUUUUUCUGUUGUUUCAGACAGUGCCAUCCUGCGCUCAGGCCCUCUUCCUCGCCACCUCUCAGCCCAGGCAGCGGAGCUCAUAGCGCUCACUGAGGCCUGCAAAUUGGGAGAAGGGAAACAGCAGGGGACAGCAACACUCCCACGACCGGCAGCAUUCCCACUGCACUCUCUGCAGCCAGGGGACUACAUAGUGGUGAAAGAUUUCAGGAGAAAAAACUGGCAAGCCAGAAGGUGGCAGGGACCAUUUCAGUUGUUACUCACAACCCACACAGCAAUAAAGGUUGUUGAACGAGCCACUUGGAUCCACGCCAGCCAUUGCAGAAGGGUACCUGACCCUAGCACAACUACUCAGACACAACAGACCAACGACGAGGGUGUCACUGACAUUAGCCAGCACGACUAGCGGUGGCUGAUUAAGUGAGCGUCACAAGUGACGUACGCAGUUACACUGCCCUCAACCAACCCUACAAUAGAGACAACACAUUGCAGUACCUGACAACGACAACGACAACGACAACGCCAUGGACCGCACCAGACCAUGGCACCACUUCAGACAGCCAGGGCUGUGCGGCCUUAGAGGGACAUUUUGUUGCCUUGGGCUGAUUUCUGUGGUAAUUGUGGUAACUAUUUUGCUCACCAUUGAAACACACACACCUGAACGACACAACACAACCAUGCCAGCAAAUCACACAAAUCACACGCGAACAUGUAGGACAGCAGGACAGGUAAAAACAAUAUCAUACAAGGUCCCUAUGACUUUACAAAAACAGCAAUGGCUUUCAUUUUCUCUGAUAAUGAUGUAACUGUUUGAAUCUAAGUGAAUUUCAGUUACUGACACCACACAGUUGAAAAUAUAUUGUACAUAUUCUUUAUUGAUCCAUGGUAUGAUCAAAAGGGGGGAGUGUAAUGGAAAAUUUGAAUACACUAUAAUACACUAUAUGUAACCUCAUGCUUAUGAACUACUGUGCGUGCAAAAUGUCUAUCUGUUCCAAGGUUGCCCUCAGCACCUGGUAAUUCUCCCACACGAUAAAGACUAACAGUCAACCUGUGGUUACAAUGUCUCUCUGUUACUGUGGGAGGAGAGGAUGAACCCGGUGGAGACUGGCUCCAGGCAUCUCCUAUGUAUACAAGGUCAUGAUGUUUGUUAGCAUAUCUGGCUAUUAUCUACCUUGUACCUCCUGUUUUGCUUCUUCAAUAAAUGAGGGUGCAGCCCUGAGAAGGGAGACCUUUUCAUGCUGACAAGCUGAGAGGCUCGCUCUGCGCAGAGCUACACCCGGGUGAAAAAACA